AUGAGGGAGAAGGGUGGGACAUGUGGUCCGUGGAAGCUCAUCGCACGCACUCUGCUUCGGCACGACAUCGAGCGGACGGAUAGUGUACGGAGUAGAGCCCUCCAUGACCUCCCGCCGGACAUGAUACUCAGUGCCGAGACACGGCUCACCGAGCAGCAAAGCAGGCUUGCGACUCUGCACAUGGAAUUGCUAAGCAAUGCCAUCUCUGUAGAUGUGACCCGGCUUGACUGGUCUGAUACGGUGCCGAAGACCGAUAUGCCCGCGUCAUCGAGUGCUGAGGUUCCGAGGGGUUGCGGCGGCCCCGUUCGGUGA
Messenger RNA from Colletotrichum tamarilloi, 312 nucleotides. RefSeq lists its product as uncharacterized. NCBI's taxonomy places the organism in Eukaryota, Fungi, Ascomycota, Sordariomycetes, Glomerellales, Glomerellaceae. The coding region runs from base 1 to 312 and encodes 103 amino acids. The record is from RefSeq and is a predicted model, not a curated record. The transcript has 2 exons.